GGGAUGCAUUUACGCUGGGUGGGGGGGAAUCUCGGGACCGAAAGAUGCGUAGCAGCGGCGCAGCCACCCGUCGCUAGCAGCCAGGAAGUUUCUCACCCCGGAGAGACACGGGGCUGGCGUGUCACGCACCGUGACACCGGCGGGGAGGGCCCUGGCAUCGCUCCUCCCGCGGGCGUGGAGAGGCAUCGUCUCUUGUUCCCUGGCAUGCCCCACCUGGGGCACGGCCGUUCCCAAAGGCUGCUCGCUCAUGCGGAGGGCCGGGGCAGAAGGGCUGGUCCCCCCCGGGCCCGGAGGACGUUGUUCCCGCCGCCCCCUCCCCGAUGUGGGGCAAGUUCCGGCCCGGCCCGAUCCAGAGGAAUGUGGCAUAAGGGAGACUGGCCCUUAGCCCAUCCCCACUGCCUCUGAGCCUUCAUUAAUCGCACCGCCCGGGGCCGCGGCGUACCGCCGAGCUGGCCUGCCGGGCGAUUAGCCCGACGCCCCGGGGUACGGCUCUUCCCGGCGGCGCUGACAGCCAGCCCGGCCCCCGCUGCCCCCGCUCCGGCACCUGCGAGCAGCUCCGCCGGAGGCGAGGACGUGCGCAGGAGUCCGCAGAGAGCCUUUCUUCUCUCCCCUCUCCCCACUAUUAACAGGGCACCGCUCGCAAGACGGUCGCGCCGCACGGAACAAAUGUUCAUUGAUCUCCACCGCGGGGCUGGGGAGGGACGUGGGGCGCCGUGCCGCGCUCCCGGCCCCGCAACUGCGGGGGCGAGGGGGGCACGAACCGGCCAGGGACCCGACCGCAUCCCAGAUGCGAGGGCGUGUGCACAUCCGCGGGGCCGCCUGUAAGGGAAGACGUUCCUCUCCCUGAGGAUGUGCUCCCUGAGGUUCGGGGCUGCCUCCCGGACGAGCAAGGCGAGCGGCGGCCGCGGAAGGUGCGGUCUGUCCCUUCCCGCGAUGCCGGGCCACCCUCAUGCAGAUCGCGCCGUGUCACCUCCCUGAUGGCAACCACCACCCGCCUCUCCAGAAAAGUCGUCAGCCCGGUACCGCCGCUUCCCCCGUUGUCCACGGCAACCGGCGUAUCUGAUUGAACCUCGUUGUAGGCAGUGACACCCGCGUAAUGGAUCAUCCUGUCAGUGCUUUUUUAUCACAGGCAUUUAUUUUGGUCACGGCUGGUGAUAACUUUGGUGUUUAUCCCUUGUGUCGUUACGGGCCCUGCCGCGAUCUCCCUUCCGCCCUCCCUCCCCGGCGGGCGGGCUGGGCUGCUCUGGGACGGCGGCUCCCCCCGCCCGUCCGGGAGCUGCUGCGAGGGGUGCCCCGAUACCCCCCACUACCGCCCUGGGUCUCCGUGGCCUCGGCUGGGGACGGAUCGAUCUGUUUGGUUUGGUUAAGCGCCCUCCCCCGAUCGCCCUGGCCUCUCCGGGGCCGGGUUAUCUUGGGUCACGCUGGCGCGGAGCGCCGGGUGCGGUAAGAGGCUCCGGCGGAGCCCUGGUGCAGGAGGGAGCCGGGGGAAGAAAGUGCCGUUCGCAGUUCUCCAUCCAUCCAGACACUUCAAAAGUAAAUAAAGCAGGGCAGGGAAGGGCCUCCAGGGAGGGGAGAGAAGAGGCCUCUGACAGGCGAUUGUCCAGGGCGGAGCCAGGGCUAUUUCCAGCCGGGAAUAACAACACUUGGACUGCGGUGGCUCCGACCCGCGUGUCCAGGAAAGACCGGAUCGGGGUGUUUGUUUUGCUUUUAAUUAUUAUUUUGACGGCGGGCUGACGCAGCGUAGGCAAACAAUAACCCCAAUCCGUCCGAGAGGGGCACCGGGGAGCAGCGCCGCCCCAGCCGGCAGGGAAAGAACCCAGCGAGGGGGCGGGCGCGGGGCCAGGCCCUGGCUCCGUCCCCGCCCGCCCCUGAGCCGGGAUCAGCCAGAUGAUCCUCCGGCCGGCGGCUGAGUGGCAGCCGCUCCGUGGGUAGCAUUAGGGCUCGGCCACUCCGCGCUCCCGUGACCCCGCCGUGUCUCUCUCCCUCCAUCGCAGCCUCUCCGAAGCCCAGUACCCCAUCAGCUCUCGCUGUGUGAUAUUUAAAAGAAGGGUUGCAUUCUCCCCAAUAGAAGCCCACUCGUUUCCUUGUUGCCAGGAACAAAGCGUACAUUCAGAGGGGUGGCUGUUGACGGCUCCCUCUGUAUAGCACUGGAAAGCGGGUGGCCUUUGGUUACUGGCAAGGAAAAUUCUAAUCAGGGUGCUUGUAAGCGGGGCUUUAUAGAAGCUUAGUUACAAAAGGCUUACACCAGAGUAAUGCAAUAACUAUAAUAACAGCCAGGGAGCCCUAAAGAGGGUGGAAUGUGCUUGUGUCUGGAUGAUUUUCCCCGCUCGCACAGAGAGGGACUGUUUACCGCGAGUGCCAUUAAGUAUCGCUGGAAACUCACCAACCGCAGACUUAUUUCAAUAUACUUUAUUGUUGUAUCUGCUCUAAAAGCAACUUGCUUUGGACGACUUCUAGAUCGUCCUAGAGAAGAGAGGCCGCCCUCGGGUAUUGGAGGAGGCUCUGAGCACAGGGGUAGUGUCAAGGGUGAGGGAGCUGCGAGCCGGGGCCCGGCCGGGUGGGGCUGGCCGGAGCGCGUCCCGGCGGGCAGUGCCGCCGCCGAACAAAGUGGCGAGCAGAAAAGGCCCCCUGAGCCCUGCGGCACAAAGCUGUCGGGCUCCUGCCCCCGGAGGAGGUGGGUACGCAGCAACGACUCCUCCGCGGGCCUCCUCGGCUGUCUCGGCCGAUAAGGGCGUGGGGACCCCGAGGGACACGGGGGGAAGGAGGGGAGGAACCCAGCAUCGCCCUCCCGCCACUCCGUUCGGCGCCCCGGGGCGCGCCCUGGCAGCGGUGACCCCGCUGUUCCGGCUCAGCCGCUCCGGCUUGACGAGGCUAAUGGGAUCAGCCGCUGCCCUCCGCCACCGCUGCCGCGUGUUGAUUUUUCCAACCUCUCCGCCCAGCCCCGAUGCCCGCCGUCCCCUAGCCAGACCCAGCUACUGCUUGGCCGCCGGCGAGGGGCCGCGGCUCCGGAGGGCAGGAAAUGGCUUGGCCGGGGAGCCGGGGCGGUCACUCCGCCCCGCCGCGAUCCCGGCGUACGGCGGCGGCCGGAGCGGGCUGCGCCGGGAGGCGCCCCGGGGACCGCGGUGGCCCCCGGAGGGACGCGGGAAGCGGGCAGAGCUCCACCACCACCCCCCCCCCAUUACCAGCCUCCCCCGGCACCCCCGAGCAGACUUUGCAGCGCUUUAUUUUAGCGAAAAAACAGAGCGCGGCGAGCAAACUGCUGCUCCGCGCAGGGCAAGAGAAAUGGGUUUUUAAUAGGCAAGGUCGGCGUGCUUGGCAGCCGGCCACCGCGGCCGGGGAAAUAAACAAACAGAGGAGCUGCAACUUCAGGUCGGAGCAGAAGUUGCGCUCCCGGCGAGAUGAGCCCGCGGCACGGCCCGCGGGGCGAGCGAGCAGCCCCGUACGGAGCGGCCGCGGAGAGCAUCUCCGGCCCCCUGACCCCUCACCUCGCCCCCCGCGGCCCCGGGACAGCAGCGGGGCCGGGGCAAGCAACCCCCUGCGCUGCCAGGAGCAGUGCCGGCGGGCUGGCAGCGGGCGGAGGGCAGAUGGCCACCCUUGUUUAUCGCGUUCCGGCGCUGCUGCACGCCUAACCGCUGCUGUGCGGCACGGCCGGCCCCGGGGAGGCAGGAAGGGAGAGGUGGAGGCAGCGGGAGAGGAGCCUUCCGAUCGCGAAGCGGCAAGACGGCGUCUGCCGGAGGGUUUGCAGGCAUGCCCGGGGGUUCCCGCUGCCUCCACCGCCGGGGCUCGGCCGUGUCGGCCCCGCUGGCCGCACCGCGGGGGCGCCGCGCUCCCGCUCUCGGCGCGUUCCGGGCUCGGUGCCGAGCACUCGCGGCUGCCGCGCAUCAGCCUCCCCGCUGCCUCCCGCCGCCGCCUCGCUCACUCCCGGCUCUGCAGGCGGCAGGGCAGAGCUAUCCCGCAGCUUCUCCAGUGGCACUGACCCCCGACUGGCCUUCACGUCUUUCCCCAGGAACGAGCCCGGGCAGGGAGUGGGGAGGGAGGGGCGGGGGUCCGCUCCUCCGAUCGCUCUUCCCAAGCCUUUCUGCAGCUCGGCCGCCGCAGGCACACACGGGGGGAGAGGCGGUCCCUGCCUGAGCAGGGCUUGUGCAGCCCCUCUGCUCGCGGAGGGCUCGGAGGGGACAUCAUUUUGCAUCCAGCUGCUAACAGGGCCAGAAAAGCCUCAACGCUCUCGGGGUGAGGGAGGGACCCUGCCUGCCCUCAGCAGGGGAGGACGAAAGCAGCUGUGUCAGGAGAGCAGGGAGCGAAGUCCAAGCCUGGGGAAGCUGGACGAGAGCUCGAGAAGAGGCCGGCAACACUCGCCCCAGCGGUCACAGACCUUUCUUUCCCGGCUUGGAGGUGGCAGGAGACGACCUCUUGCCGCUGCCAUGGUUCCCACCGUAGCACGGCCCGAGCUGGGGCCUCGCUACGCCGGGAGGAAGAACGGGAGCGAGCCGCGCCCCUCGAGUUCCCACGGAGCCACGGCCUGGGCUCCCAGGGGUGCUACAAGGCCACCGUCAUCUCUCAGCCACAUCAUGGCAGAGGGGAGAAUCCCCCCCGGUCCCGUCACCCCACGCCACUCCUGGCAGCUGGAGGAACGGGGGCUGCGACCGGGACGGGCACCGGGCAGGGCGGCGGCCGCUGCCAGCGGCGCUCCCGCUCCGCACCGCCCGGGCAGCCGCCAGCUUUUUGGCAGAUCGCUCCGCAGACGGCUCCCAAGGACUCCUGCAAGGGCUGACACGGGUCACGGGGAACAGCUGAAUAGUGCGAUAGGCCGGGCUAAAGCGCGACAGAUUCGAGCCAGGGAGAGCGGGGACCGGCCAGGAUGGAGGAAAGGGAGAGGUGCAAAGGCCCGGGGGAUCGGGGGCGACAGGCAAAGCCACCAUCCCUCAAAAUGCCGAGCUGGCAGCAAGCCGAGGAACUGGGGAGCUCUGCAGUCCCGACAGCCAGGGAAAGGGAACAUGAAGAAGCAGCAUGAAUGGGGUAAAGACUGUUUCUUACAGACCUGGAGUGACCUAUCGUUUAAAAUAUCUGGCUUCCCCUUCUAGUGCCAGGGUGUACCUGCAGGGUAGUCUCUGCCUUUCUGUCUCUCGUCCCAUUAUUCCACUACAGUCGAAUCCUUCUGUUGUGACCUACAGCAGCGCUCUGAUUUAUUUUUAAUGCGUUCCGAUUCCUGUUCCGUUGUCAAGAGAUGCAUUGAGAUUCAUUUUCCAUCCCCAGUUUUUCAUACUUCUGUUCUGCUGGAGGGACCCGCCAAUAGAGUUUAAUUCGAUUUGAUAUGAUUUAAUGAACACCUUUAUCUUUUGUUUUUAGCAGAAGGAUAAAUAAUACAACUGCAUUCAGCUUUUGCUAAAUCAGACAUGUUUCCCACCAAAAUCCUAUCUGGUGACACACACUCACUGUAACAUUUC
Molecule: messenger RNA, 5444 nt
Organism: Onychostruthus taczanowskii (white-rumped snowfinch)
Lineage: Eukaryota; Metazoa; Chordata; Aves; Passeriformes; Passeridae
Exons: 2
Coding region: 3020-3976 (318 amino acids)
Source: RefSeq, a predicted model, not a curated record